Molecule: messenger RNA, 2029 nt
Organism: Bradysia coprophila
Lineage: Eukaryota; Metazoa; Arthropoda; Insecta; Diptera; Sciaridae
Product: putative methyltransferase-like protein 25
Source: RefSeq, a predicted model, not a curated record
CUGUCCAAAAUGUCAACACUAAAAUUUCUAACCUCUGUUCAAUAAUUUUGUAAACAUUAUGUCUGCUAACCACGAAAAUCAAAUUGAACCAGAUAUUAACGACGUAUUUGACAAUAUUGUUUUUAUUGAAGAGAAAUUAACCGAACAAGGAUAUUCGGACGGUUUUAAAGACGGACAGGCAAGCGGUAACUCUGACGGUUUUCAUCUAGGAUAUCAUCGUGGAAGUGAAUUGGGUGCUGAACUUGGUUACUACUACGGAAUCACGACGUGUUAUCUACAAAAUAAAGUCGAGAAAGGCUCUAAAGUAGCUGGUGUUCUGGUGAAUUUGAAGCAGUCGCUUGAAGAAUUUCCGCAAACGAACGACGAGAAUUGUGAUAUAUUUGAAUUAGCAAAUGCAAUUAGAGCCCAGUUUCGUAAAGCCUGUUCGCUACUGAAAAUUAAUGGAAAGUACCCGGAAGCAGACGAUUUAAACUUCUAACACUUAAUAUGAUUUCAACAAUUGGACUUCAGGGAACGUUGGAUGGAAUAAUAAAAUAUUUAAAUCCAUUUUCCCCGUUAAUCAGCUGUCACAUGGUGAACUAUAUAACUGACGGUCACUGGAAAACUUUCAUUCCACAAAAUAUUCAGAAUGAAAUUGGAACAGAGGAGAAUAUUGCGGAAGCUCUAGACGUGUACUGGAACCAUGAUUCUGUCAGCCAAGAGGAAUUAUCAAAAUUUUCCAAUUUCGUCCAAUUUAUUGAGGAAGGGCGAAAAUUUAGUUACGACAGUCUGACUCAUACUUGGAUUGAUGCUGUGCGAUUUCGUGAUAUCAUGAAUGUUGUUGGAUGUUCAGUGGAUUCAGCGGGAUAUUUGAAAAUCAAGGAGUUCAUGUCGCCGAAGAAAAACCAUGAGGUCGAAGAAACAGCAAAAUUGGUGUCCACUCUAUGUACGUUUCGCAUGCAAAAUGAUGAUAGACUGGUUAUUAUCGAAGCAGGAGAUGGCAAAGGCUAUUUAUCCUCCCGUCUAUCAUUGGAGUACAAAUUGAAAGUUCUUGGUAUUGAUUCCAGUCCAACAAAUACGGAGAAUGCCAUCAAGCGAAGCGCAAGACUAGAAAAAGCUUGGAAUGGCCUGACUAAGCGUGCGGAGGACAUUGAGAACGGGAUUGUUCCACCGCGUAAGGGACGUCGAAAUUAUAAGAGUGGUGGACAAAGUCCUAGUCAAUCGCAAGUUUGUCAUCUAGCAAUGGAAAACUACAAGACGUCGACACACUACAUUACACCACAAACCGAUUUUGUGAAACUAUUCGAUCAACAUUUUCCGCACGAAAAUCCGACUGGGUUUUGUUUAAGCGGACUACAUACGUGCGGUAAUUUAGCGUCGAGCUGUUUGAGAAUAUUUACGGAGAACAAGGACCUCAACGUACUGUGUAAUGUUGGCUGUUGCUACCACUUGUUGGGCGAAGAAUUUUGCGUUGACGAAUUCUUUGAGAAUCGUAGAGUCCGGGAAAUUGAAAUCGAUUCUGGCUUUCCGAUGAGCAAUUAUUUGAGGAAUCAGGAAUUCAAGCUUGGGCGGAACGCGAGGAUGCUUGGCUCACAAUCGAUUCAUCGAACUAAACAGGAAAAAGAUUUACCGCAAAUUUCGUUGUUUUACCGAGCAUUGCUGGAAACACUGAUCGCAGACAAAUAUCCCGAGUACAAAAAUCGGAUUCAAGUCGGUCGAUCUAAGAGGACGACUAAUUUCGUUGACUAUGUGCGUGUCGCGUGCAAGAAAGGUGAACUAAACUUCGAUUCAAUAACCGAUGACGAAUUACUCACGCUGGAAAAAUCGCUGGAUCAUCAUCGGCUGCAAAUCAAUUUGUUUUAUUUGGUUCGGAUGACGUUUGCUCCCGUAAUUGAAACGUUAAUUUUAUUGGAUCGCCUGUUGUAUGUCAAGGAAAAUGACAUUUCCAAUUCGUUCUUGGUCAAACUGUUUGAUCCAGUUGUGUCACCGAGAUGCUUUGCGAUUGUGGCAAUGAAAACUUGAAUAAACGAGACAGCUCUCAAGUACGACA